CCUCCUCCUCCUCCCCGCCUCCCUCCGCCCUGGCAGCGUUGGGGGCUUCGUGAGGGGCCGCGGGCGCUCAGCGGCGGCCGGGCCCGGGCUGAGCCUCCCCGCGGCCGUCACGGCGCUCGGGGCAGCGUCCCCUCACUCCCGAGCGGCUCUCGAUCGUUUAACCCACAGUGGUUUCAGCAGCCAAUAAUUUGAAUUUAAAAGGAAAAAAAAAAAAAAUGAUGUCGAGACAAGCUUUCCUCUGUGGUUUGGGAUCUCUUUAUUUAUCCCUCCUGUUCAUCUUCCUUUUGAUGGAUGUUUAUGCCAGGCCUGCAAAUAAUUCCGUGCUCAAGGAAAAAGCAGCUGACAGCAAAGAUGAGAACGAGAUCCUGCCCCCAGAUCACCUGAACGGGGUCAAAAUGGAGAUGGAUGGACACCUCAACAAAGAAUUCCAUCAGGAGGUUUUCCUGGGAAAAGAGAUGGAGGAAUUCGAGGAGGAUUCAGAACCCAGAAGGAACAGGAAGAAGCUGAUGGUGAUUUUUUCAAAGGUGGAUAUAAAUAAUGAUAAAAAAAUCAGUGCCAAGGAAAUGCAGCGUUGGAUCAUGGAAAAAACAGACGAGCACUUCCAGGAAGCCGUGGAGGAGAACAAAAUGCAUUUCCGAGCUGUGGACCCUGAUGGGGAUGGCCACGUGUCCUGGGACGAAUAUAAAAUUAAAUUCUUGGCAAGCAAAGGCUUCAAUGAAAAGGAAAUUGCAGAGAAAAUCAAAAACAACGAGGAGUUGAAAAUAGAUGAAGAAACGCAGGAAGUGCUGGAUAACCUGAAGGAUCGCUGGUACCAGGCUGACAAUCCCCCCCCGGACCUGCUGCUGACCGAGGAGGAAUUCCUGUCCUUCCUGCACCCCGAGCACAGCAGGGGCAUGCUGCAGUUCAUGGUCAAGGAAAUCAUCCGCGAUUUAGAUCAGGAUGGAGAUAAGAAACUCACCCUGUCAGAAUUCAUUUCUUUGCCUGUGGGCACUGUGGAGAACCAGCAGGCUCAGGACAUUGAUGAUGACUGGGUAAAGGACAGGAGGAAAGAAUUCCAGGAGGUCAUCGAUGCCAAUCACGAUGGAAUUGUCACCAUGGAAGAGCUGGAGGAAUACAUGGAUCCCAUGAACGAGCACAACGCGCUCAACGAGGCGCGGCAGAUGAUCGCCGUGGCCGACGAGAACCAGAACCAUCACCUGGAGCUCGAGGAGAUCCUCAAGUACAGCGAGUACUUCACAGGCAGCAAACUCAUGGAUUAUGCCCGGAAUGUCCACGAGGAAUUCUGAGCCUGUUCCCUCCUCCUCCAGCACUUUCUGCUUCCCAAAAAAAAAAAAAACAAAAAAAAAAAAACCAAAAAAAAACCACCCAGGGAAAAAAAAAAGGACUCGACCAAGCUGCGGAAAUUCUUUGCUGCUAUCGCCGCUCCUCGCUCGGUGGUGUCCCGGAUUCCCGACUUUCCGUCCAUCCCUGGCAUCUGCAGCUCUUUGGAUUGCUUGCCCUGCCAGCAGAAAUCAUGGAAAAGGCCUCGAUUCUGGCAGUUCUCCCUGGUUUGUGCUGGUAAAUCCAGCUGGAAUUCCGGCUGCUUUGCCUGGUUUAAUAUUCCCUUGUUGCCCUCACAGCUGCUGAUCCAGGGAAUCCCAAAUAAAGGUUGGAUUUUGGGAAGAGAACAGUGAUUCCAAGGAAUGGUUGAGCUCCUGGGAAUAUCUCCACACAAUUCCUCACAGCUGCUGAUCCAGGGAAUCCCAAGUAAAGGUUGGAUUUUGGGAAGGGGAUGGUGAUUCUAAGGAGUGUUUGAGCUCCUGGGAAUUGCCCUCACAGCUGCUGAUCCAGGGAAUCCCAAAUAAAGGUUGGAUUUUGGGAAGGGGAAUGGUCAUUCCAAGGAAUGUUUGACCUCCUGGGAAUAUCCGCACCCAAUUCCAGUGGUUUUCUCAACCUCCUGAAGAGUUUUUUGGGAAUUUAAUGGAAAUUUCCACCUCUUUUCAGGAGCUGGGGAAGAAUUUAUUUGAAAUGUUACAGAAAAACUGUUUGGAAUGAAAAUUAAAUUAAUUAAAUUAAAUAAAAAAAUGAUAGAUUUUGUGUUGACACCUGCACUGGGCAUGGGAGAUUACAGCUUAAAAAAUCAGAUUUUGGUCUAAAAUAAAACAGUUUGAAUUUUUUGGGGGAGUUUGAGCUGUUGGACAGAGCAGUGGGAAUCCCCAAGGGGUUUGAUGGCUGCUAAAUUAAAAUUCAUUGGCAAAAUUAAUGAGCUUUCUGCUAAUUAAUGCUGUUAAUGAGCUGGUAAUGAUGAAUUUGGGGGGAAUUACAGGCUUUGGGUAAGCUCUGAAAGCAUCUCUGUCCAAAGUAAAAUUGAUUUUUCCUCUGCUUCCAUCUUUCCUGGGGAAAAAAAAACCCUCUUUGGGAAAGAAUUCCUGAAAAUUGGAGAUGUUAUAUUUGAUUAAAUUUAUUCUCUGAAUAUAAUGUAAAUACAAGAAUUUCUGUCUCUCUUUCACUCUUCCUCUUCUUUAUUUGAUGUUUUUAUUAAACACCUUGGAUAAGA
Molecule: messenger RNA, 2536 nt
Organism: Corvus hawaiiensis (hawaiian crow)
Lineage: Eukaryota; Metazoa; Chordata; Aves; Passeriformes; Corvidae
Gene: SDF4
Product: stromal cell derived factor 4
Exons: 7
Coding region: 216-1286 (356 amino acids)
Biological process (GO): calcium-ion regulated exocytosis
Cellular component (GO): endoplasmic reticulum
Molecular function (GO): calcium ion binding
Source: RefSeq, a predicted model, not a curated record